Dioscorea cayenensis subsp. rotundata (Guinea yam) is the source of this 1280-nucleotide messenger RNA. RefSeq names its product transcription factor MYBS3. NCBI's taxonomy places the organism in Eukaryota, Viridiplantae, Streptophyta, Magnoliopsida, Dioscoreales, Dioscoreaceae. Bases 131 to 1087 code for a protein of 318 amino acids. Gene Ontology annotation, molecular function: DNA binding. The transcript has 3 exons. Gene Ontology annotation, biological process: response to auxin; response to gibberellin; response to ethylene. The record is from RefSeq and is a predicted model, not a curated record.
UCUCUCCUCUUCCCCUCCAAGAAUGCAACAGCUCUCCGAUAUCGACAUCUCUCUCGCGGUUCGCGAUCGCCAUUGAAGAGCUUGCUUGAAACCCUAGAGAGCUCGAAGGUUGGAUGAGAGUGACGCAGAGAUGACGAGGAGAUGCUCGGCGUGCAGCCACAACGGGCACAACUCGAGGACGUGCCCUGGCCGCGGGGUGAAGAUAUUUGGGGUGAGGUUCACGGAUGGGGCAAUCAGGAAGAGCGCCAGCAUGGGGAACUUGUCUCACUACGCCGGAUCGGGCUCCGUCGGCGGUGGGAGCUCGCCCGCCGAUGGCCCGGAACAUGGCGGCGCUGCGGCUGAUGGUUAUGCGUCUGAGGAUUUCGCACAGGGGUCUUCAUCCAGCUGCCGCGAGCGUAAGAGAGGGGUACCUUGGACUGAAGAGGAACACAGAAUGUUUUUAAUUGGAUUACAAAAGCUUGGAAAAGGUGACUGGCGAGGUAUAUCACGUAACUUUGUGGUUUCAAGAUCACCUACUCAAGUUGCUAGUCAUGCUCAGAAAUACUUCAUCCGUCAAGCUAAUGCCUCUCGACGAAAGAGACGAUCAAGUCUCUUUGACAUUGUACACGAUGAAGCUGCCGAUGCUCCUCCCUGUACGGUGACUGGAAAAGAACCCACCACACAAGGAAACAAUCCACCUUCAUGUCCAGAUGAGGAAUGUGAAUCAAUGGACUCAAAUAACAUUGAAGAAACUCUCCCAAAGCCUGUAUGCCCAAUGCCAGCACCAUGUACUUAUCCAAUGAUAUAUCCUGCCUACUUUUCACCCUUCUUUCCAUUCCCUCAUCCCUGUUGGCCUGGUUAUAUCCAAGAUGGUGCAGAAAAAGAAACACAUGAAAUUGUCAAGCCAACAGCCACACAUUCAAAAACCACCCCUAUAAACAUUGAUGAGCUCAUUGGCAUGUCAAAGCUAAGUAUCGGUGAUUCAACAGGCCAAUCACCGUCCUCUCUGUUACUGGGACAAUCAGAUAGGCAGUCUGCUUUUCAACCCAAUCUGCCAUCAAGGGAUGCAGCCAUGAAUUCUAGCACCAGUCCAAUCCGUGCCGGUUAAACUUGUCUUGUGAAGUUUUCCCUGUUAAUACAAUCACAAUAAACUAAUAACAUUUCGGUUUGUUUGCUCUUCGUUAUACAUACAUAAAUAUAUUUAUAAAUAUGUAUUUAUUUCUUGUAAAAAUUCUCCGCGACUUCGGACUGUUUGUUUAAUCUCAUCAAUGAAGGGUUAUUGAAUGUUUUUUUCUGGUUUA